CCCCUGCAGCUUCAGCAGCUUUCUGUCUUAGAUGUGUGUUGAAAAUGAAAAGAGACUCCGAGUCGCCUGAAGCAGGAACACAAACCAAAGAGAAAAAACUGUAUGUCAGUGUGUAAAGAGACCAAAAAAACAAGUAUGUUCAGUCUCAUGUUAGUUUAUUUAUGACAUGAAUCCCUCUGCAUGAAGUAUGUGAAAGCAUUCAUUGUUCUGAAGUGGAGACAGUAACAGAGAUAAAAGCUGGGUCACCAACAGCCAGAGGACAGGUCUGAUGCCCGCAGCCUGCUGGUGCCGUCAUGUCGAACGCUGCUGCUCGUAGUGGUUUCCUGCAGGGUUUGGUGGCAGCGGCAGCAUCGCCGUUAUGGUGGUCCGCUGUCGUGUUGUUAGUUUGUCUCCAGCUCCCCCAGCUGAGCCCAGUCCAGGCCACCGUCUGCCUGUCUCAGGGCCCCUUGCAGGCAGGCGGCUGCCUCUGCGCCUCGGACAUCCUCAGCUGCACCGCCGUGGGUCUGGAGCGGGUCCCCGGAGAAAUGCCGGUCUCCGCUGUGACUCUGGACCUCAGCCAUAACAGGAUUGAGCAGUUGGAGGGGGGCAGCUUUGAAGGACUUUAUCGAUUGGAGACAUUACGGUUAGCGCACAACAAGCUGACAACUAUUCAGCCGUGGGCGUUUCGAAACACCUCUGGGACCCUGCUCCGACACCUGGACCUGUCGUCGAAUCAGCUUCGUGUCUUGGAGCAGCAUUAUUUCCUAGAUUUGCCCGGAUUGGAGGAACUGCUUCUGUUCAACAACCGUAUCGUCCACGUGGAGAGCAGAGCUCUGGAAGGACUGGGCAGCCUCCGCAAGGCCUACCUCAGUCACAACCGUCUCACUGACUUCCCCUUCUUUUCCAUCCAAGAGCACAGCCACCCUCACCUGUCCAUGCUGGACCUGUCCUCGAACCGCCUGCCCAAACUACCCCUGGAGGACAUAUCCAACCUACCCACUUCAGUGAAGAGAGGUCUCUACCUUCACAACAACUCCCUGGUGUGUGAGUGCUCCAUGUACGGACUGUUCCGGUACUGGGAAGAGAGGAACUUCACCUCAGUGACGGACUUCAGGCAGGAGCACACCUGUCUGGUCUACGGGAAGCAGAAAGGUACGGUGCGCUUCUUCAAGCACUCCCGUUACUUUGAAAAAUGCAACCUGACCGCCGUGAGCGGGCUGCUGACCGAGCAGGAGAGCAGUGUUUCAGUGAAGGCAGGAAAGCCACUGCUGCUGCACUGUAUGACCACUCUCACCGGGCAGCAUGUGACCUUUCUCUGGGUGUCGCCGAAUCAGGAGUACGUGGCGCCGCCAGGAAACAACGGAUCAUUAAAGAUGUACACGAACGGCAGCUUGGAGAUCGUGGCAGCGGGCGCGGAUGACUCCGGUAUCUACUGGUGCAUGGCUCUGGAUGAGAAGCAGCAGCGCAACGAAAGCAGGGAGGUCAACGUGACCGUGGUGCUGCACCACGACAGCGAGCCUCACGAGUCCUUCAACACUGGAUUCACCACCCUGCUGGGCUGCGUGGUGAGCCUGGUGCUGGUCCUCAUGUACCUGUACCUGACACCCUGCCGCUGCCCUCACUGUCAUAAGGCCUCACCCCACGCCGCGGCCGCCCUGAGCCAGGGGAACGAGGCCGGGGCAGGAAGCGCCCAAUCCUCCAUCCUCACGCCCACCCCGCCGGCGACCACCGAGGGCCCGGGCCGCAAGGUCAGUACCAACAAGCAUGUGGUCUUUCUGGAGCCAAUCAAAGAGCAGCAGAACGGCAGACUCAGGGUGGGGCAAGGACACUUGGGGCCAGGUUUACUGGUAGGGCCAGAGCAGCACUCAAAGUUCCACAACCAGAUGCAGCAGAGGGCGGGGGAGACAGACUCCAUCAUGUCCGUGUUCUCAGACACUCCCAUCAUGUUGCCAUAGCAACGAGACUAACAGACAGAGACGCAGACUGGCACUACCAUCACCUCUCACUUCCUUCCUCCUCUGUUUCUCCGGUUACCUCCUCACCACUUCCCAGCACCCAGCACUGGACCUGAGCAAACCAGAACUCCAAACUAAGAAACUAAGAGCUUUUAAAAUGCACAUUUUCUUUGCUUUGGGCUUUGAGGCUUUUCAGCUGCCUCACGAAACAGACAAGUGCAAUUUUUAGAGAGCGAAUACUGUUGAAUACCAAAUUUACGUUAUUAUUACGAUCAUCGUUUGCCCAGGUCUGCCCACUCAGCCCUCCAGCCACGAACCGAUGCACUGUGACGGGUCGGGCUCAGACAGACUUCAGAGUAGGGACGGUGCUCACGGAAGACAGAAAGACAGGGAGGACAGUGCAAGUACAAGCCUGUCAGCAUUAAAACACACCAAAAAUAGCAAGAACUCGGGAGAAGCUGCCUCAAAGUCUGAGCCAGAAAAGUUAAAAGACAAAGAGUGCAGGGAGACAUCUCAGAGGACAUUGGGGACGUUUUCCCGACGAGCGUGGACUGAAAGUGCACAGGGCUGUCCCUUUAAGCACGGCUUGUACCUUUAAUGAACAUUUGCUACCGAUGCCUUCUCGUCUCAAACAGAGAAAACUUCUUUUGUAGAGCUUCUGUUCCUUCGGUGUGUCAGUCGAUUAGAAACAAAGCGGUCUGCGUAGUGUAGCUCUGUCACAACGUGAGGUGUUUUAGAGUAGACGAGCAAAGAAGGAAGACGAGCUUUUAGCAAGUAAAAAUAGAAAGUGUUUUAAAGGGUUAGGUUUGAUCCUUCCUCCC
Molecule: messenger RNA, 2755 nt
Organism: Chelmon rostratus (copperband butterflyfish)
Lineage: Eukaryota; Metazoa; Chordata; Actinopteri; Chaetodontiformes; Chaetodontidae
Gene: amigo3
Product: adhesion molecule with Ig-like domain 3
Exons: 1
Coding region: 294-1934 (546 amino acids)
Biological process (GO): brain development
Molecular function (GO): protein binding
Source: RefSeq, a predicted model, not a curated record